Messenger RNA from Aspergillus chevalieri, 1611 nucleotides. RefSeq lists its product as uncharacterized. Lineage: Eukaryota; Fungi; Ascomycota; Eurotiomycetes; Eurotiales; Aspergillaceae. The coding region runs from base 1 to 1611 and encodes 536 amino acids. Gene Ontology annotation, biological process: transmembrane transport; carbohydrate transport. Gene Ontology annotation, molecular function: carbohydrate:proton symporter activity. Gene Ontology annotation, cellular component: membrane. The transcript has 4 exons. The record is from RefSeq and is a predicted model, not a curated record.
AUGUCGAUCCCAAAGUUCGCUGGCAUGUCCGGCAAUCUCUUAAUGCGGACUGUAACCGCGUGUGCUACCAUGGGAUUCUUGCUGUUUGGCUAUGACCAGGGUGUCAUGAGCAGCAUCAUUGAUGCAAAGCCCUUCAACACUGUUUUCCCGGCAACCGAUAAUGAUUCAACAAUGCAAGGAACUGUUACUGCUAUCUAUGAAGUCGGAUGUCUUGUGGGAGCUGCCUUCAUUCUUGGGGCAGGCGACUGGCUCGGUCGACGCUGGUCCAUUAUACUUGGUGCCACUGUGAUGAUUCUUGGUGUUAUCAUACAGGUGACUGCCUAUCCAGGUCACGUUCCUCUAGCCCAAUUCAUCGUUGGUCGAGUUAUUACUGGCAUCGGCAAUGGCAUGAACACCUCAACUAUUCCUACUUAUCAAGCAGAAUGCUCAAGGACCUCUAAUCGAGGUCUACUCAUCUGUAUCGAGGGUGCCACAAUUGCCUUUGGUACUUUGAUUGCUUACUGGAUUGAUUUCGGGUCAUCUUAUGGUCCAGAUAAUCUCACAUGGCGUUUCCCUAUUGCGUUCCAAAUUGUCUUUGGUCUCCUGAUCAUAUUUGGAAUGUUCUUCUUGCCUGAAUCUCCGAGAUGGCUUCUCACCCGUGAGCGCUAUGAGGACGGUGAAAGGGUCAUCGCUGCCCUAAUGAACAGGGAAACCUUCCACCACGAGGUACAGCUGCAAAAGAAUAUCAUUCUGGACUCUAUCAGAGCUUCAGGUCAAGCUGGGAAAACUACACCCCUGUCUGCCGUGUUCACUGGUGGAAAGACCCAGCAUUUCCGAAGAAUGCUUCUAGGUUGUUCGUCGCAGUUUUUCCAACAGAUUGGUGGCUGUAACGCUGUGAUCUACUACCUCCCCGUCUUAUUCAAACAGUCGUUGAAACAAUCCGAAUUUAUGUCCAUGAUCCUUGGAGGUGUCAAUAUGAUUGUCUAUUCCAUCUUUGCCACCAUGUCCUGGUUCCUAAUAGAGAGAGUCGGGAGACGCAAGCUCUUUUUGUGGGGUACCAUUGGCCAGUGCGCCUCCAUGGUUGUUACUUUUGCCUGCUUGAGCCCAGGAACCCCAUCUGCGGCGAAAGGUGCAGCUGUGGGCCUCUUCACUUACAUUGCCAGUUUUGGUGCAACAUGGCUACCUCUUCCGUGGUUGUAUCCUGCUGAGAUCUCGCCAAUCAAGACAAGGGCCAAGGCCAACGCGAUUUCUACCUGCACAAACUGGCUGUUCAACUUCCUUAUUGUCAUGGUUACUCCAAUCAUGAUCAGCAACAUCAAAUGGGGCACUUACCUUUUCUUUGCCUGUGUCAAUGCGUGCUUCCUACCAGUGAUCUACUUUUUGUACCCAGAGACUGCUGGGCGCUCCUUGGAGGAAAUUGACCUCAUCUUUGCAAAGGGGUACUCGGAGAAUUUGAACUAUGUGAAAGCCGCCAAAGAUUUGCCUAGCUUGUCUGAUGAGGAUGUGGAGCGUGUUGCUAUCCAAUAUGGCUUUGGUCCAGCUGAUGUUGAUUCCAGUAGUGAUGGUGCGACACAGGAGCAUACUCAGGUUGAAACUGAAAAGUCUACUUUCACUCAGUCAAGUCAGGUUUGA